CUUCGUAGGGCAUCAUUCAUCCCUGUGAACGAGACUUACCUACAACACCUAGCAACAUGUACAAGCUGUUGUCUUUCCUUGUAAUCUUGGCGGUUGCAUUCGCUGCGCCUGCCCCCGAGCCUGGCGCUAUCAUCCCUGGGCCGGCCCUGUACAAGGCCCCGCUCGCAUACGGCCCCGCGAUAGGAUACGCAGCCAUCCCCGCGGCCCCCGCGAUUCAAUACAACGCGCCUUACUACGCGGCGUACCCAGCGGCACAACUCCCUUACGGCAGGAUCUACUGAGGG
This is a messenger RNA of Trichoplusia ni (cabbage looper), 284 nucleotides long. RefSeq names its product cuticle protein 16.5-like (gene CPH27). The record is from RefSeq and is a predicted model, not a curated record. The transcript is spliced from 2 exons. The coding region runs from base 57 to 281 and encodes 74 amino acids. NCBI's taxonomy places the organism in Eukaryota, Metazoa, Arthropoda, Insecta, Lepidoptera, Noctuidae.